Messenger RNA from Gossypium raimondii (Peruvian cotton), 2392 nucleotides. RefSeq lists its product as uncharacterized. The transcript has 4 exons. The record is from RefSeq and is a predicted model, not a curated record. Lineage: Eukaryota; Viridiplantae; Streptophyta; Magnoliopsida; Malvales; Malvaceae. Bases 369 to 2069 code for a protein of 566 amino acids. Gene Ontology annotation, biological process: DNA-templated transcription. Gene Ontology annotation, cellular component: nucleus.
GAUAAAAAAUCAUUGAUCAAAUCCAAUUCAAACCACACUAAGCGCACUGUUCAACUUCACAUGUUCCUCAGUUCCUUUUUUAUUGAAAAAUUGAACCAUCCUCUUUCAUUUUUUCGGUCAUUUGUUCGGAUAAAAUCCGUUUCUUUCUCUUGUAUGAAUUUGUUGUCACUGAACAGAAACAGUGUGUGAAUAUUGGAAAUCUGGGAAUCACUCCAAAUUAUGGAUUAGGGGAUAAAUCGGCUCAACGGGCUUCGAGAAGUAUGGAAAAUCAAGUGCAAUUGUAGUCAUAAGUUCCCGGUUUGAAACCAACCAGUCAGUCUACUUGAAUUUUGUUUUAGACAGUAGAUGUUAUCUUCGUAGCAGUAGAAAUGGGGGAAAAGGAAGGAUCUGGUUCUGGGAAUUUGAAGUUGUCUCGGCCUACAGUUGCUGAGAAAUUCUGGGAUGGCUCCCUUAAGCUUAAUUCUUCUGUAACUGUGUCGGUCGUUGCCUUCUUCAAAAGUGGUGAGAAGAUGCCUGAUAUCAAGUGGUCUGAACUUGUAGAAGUCAAAGGAAAAGUUAGAUUAGAGGCUUUUGAGAAAUAUAUUCAAGAGCUUGCUCGCUCACGCAAUAGAGGAUUGAUGGUAGUGUCACUCUGCUGGAAAGAAGGGUCUUCUAGAUCAGGACUGGUAGGUUUGAAUGAGAUUGCCAAAGGGUACAAGAAAGGGGAAAGAGUGGGGUUUGCUCAACUCUCACCUGGUAUCGAUCUUUACAUAUGUCCUCGCAGUGAUGCCAUUAUCACCAUACUUGCAAAACAUGGAUUCUUCAAGGGCAUGGCUGCUGUUGAAGACAAGAAAAAUUCAUUAAUUGGUUGUGUUGUUUGGAGAAGAAAUCAUGGACUUUCAAGUUCUGUCACAAAGAAGCUUGAAAAAAAGCAUUCUUCUUCAACAGAGCAGCCCCUGAGUUCCCAAUCUGAUGAAAAGGUUUCCGCAAAGGACUUACCUUGCACUCAAUCUGCUAAAGAAUCACCCCGAAUAACAUGCACAAGCAUUGAGAGUGCUGUAAUUAAUAGAAAUGAAGGUGACAAUGCGGGGAGUAGUGACAGCCAACUGAAACUGCAUACUUCUCCUGCCAGUGCUGAUCUCCCGCUUAAGACUUCAGCAUUGAGCCACUUAUCAGGUAUUUCACUAGGACUUCAAACAUCAUCCUAUUCUGAUUCUGUCCCUUCCUUAAGGCCCAAGGGGCAGUCUUCUCUAAAUGAAAUGCCUCAUGUAGAUACCUCAGGACCGGAGGAAACUAAAUCUGUUUUGGGACAUCAAAAUCCUGUAAUAUCUCUGCCAUCAGUUAUUAUAAAAGAGCUUCCUGCUAUUGAUGAUGAUGAUCUUCCAGAAUUUGAUUUUGGGGCUGAGUGUGGCAUAUCUAAAACUCCAAGAAGCAAGGUUUUCGAUACAGCAGUGUUUGACAAGAAUGUUGUGGUUGAAGGAUUAAAGAAAGUUGUUGUGUCAGUGCCAUUGAUUUCACCAACUAUACAGUCACUACCCGCUCGGUGUAAAAGGCGAGCAGAAGAUAUCCUUUCUCCUCAGUUUGCAUUCAAUAGUAGUCUCAACUUGCCUCCAGGAAAUAAAGCUUGUAAACUUGAUCCAGUUCUACAAGCAAAACAUACUGUCAAAAGCAGCUCAGUCUUCACACCUGUUAUCACUAGUAUCGUUGCACCACAAAAGAAUAUUUUCGAUGAUGAUGAUGAUGAUGAUGACAUGCCUGAAUGGUGUCCACCGAAUGUAAAGCACACAUUUCUUGAAUCAGCAAUGGUAGCAAGAACUUCUAUCCAUCCUACUUUAUCAAACUCAAAGUUAGUAUGUUCAUUUCCAGGUCAGCCAAGUCCCAAAUUCCCUUCUUCAGCUUGUCAAUUGCCUCCUCUCCAAAGAUCCAUUUAUGCAAAUCAGUCUCCAAUGACUGCCUCUGCAGAACCACCACAACCAAGACAAACUGAUAGAUACCUACAAAGGGCUCCAAGUUCUUUGAUGGGGUCCAAUUCCAGCCAUCUUUUGAGGCCACCUAUCCACCCUCCUCAAUGGAAGGGCAAGGGGAGGUGAAACCAGCAAACUGUUAAAAUAUGUGAGAUAGUUAAAGCACUGUAUAGAGCUUGCUUCAAAAGGGGAUGGAUGAUGACUUCAAAGAAGCUAUAAGCUAAAGAGUACUAUGGAUUUGGAAAUAAACUAUUUGGUUAAUGGGGCUUCACUAGACAGCACAGUUUUCCAACUUCUGUUUGUCAGGUUUUCUCCAUUAGAUUUAAAUGUGGUUUUUCAAUAUUUUUAUCAUAAAUCUCUCUUCAGUUGAAGUAAAGACCUCCCUAAUCUAUGGUAGAACUGUCUAAGGUGACACUUUGACCCUUUAUAAGAUGCUGAAAUUUACAUUA